Molecule: messenger RNA, 2045 nt
Organism: Spodoptera frugiperda (fall armyworm)
Lineage: Eukaryota; Metazoa; Arthropoda; Insecta; Lepidoptera; Noctuidae
Gene: SelT
Product: thioredoxin reductase-like selenoprotein T homolog CG3887
Exons: 3
Coding region: 227-835 (202 amino acids)
Biological process (GO): cell redox homeostasis
Cellular component (GO): endoplasmic reticulum membrane
Molecular function (GO): thioredoxin-disulfide reductase (NADPH) activity
Source: RefSeq, a predicted model, not a curated record
AUUUAGAGAUCAGACAAAUGACAGUAAAGCGCCAUAGAGUAUCGUGCUAUGUGAAUGACUAUUAUCAUUUCAUUAUCAAUUUCAAUUGUAGUGAAAUAAUCUAUUCUAAUAGUUGAUUUUUUCUAAAUAAAACAUCAAAUACAAUAUACAAGAAAUAUAACUGUGCUGUGUUAAUGACAUUUCGUCGUGGUUGUUGAAAGUCAUUAGUGAUAACGAAAUAACAGCGAUGUCUUUGUCAACUAAUUUCUGUUUAGGUUUCCUUACAAUAGUUGUUACUUGUAUUAUUUUAUCCAGCAAUAACAAUGUACAAGCUAGUGAAAAUGAUGCCGAAAGCAUUUCAAAAAUCGGACAAGGUGUAGGUCAUAUUAUGAACAUUUAUUACUGUUAUUCUUGCGGAUACAGAAAAGUUUUUGAAGACUAUGCGGGUAUAAUUCAACAAAAAUACCCAGAAAUAUCUGUCAUUGGGGCCAAUUAUGAUCCUCCAGGUUUAAAUAUGUAUCUAUCGCGAUUGAUUGGUUUUGGCAAGAUGAUACUGAUCAUGUGCAUACUUAGUGGAGUCAACAUAUUUGCUUGGCUGAACAAACCACAGCCUGCUUGGUGGAGUUGGUGCCUUGAGAACAAACUGUAUGCAUGCAUGAUGAUGUUUUUCUUAGCUAACAUGGUUGAAGGCCAGUUAGUGUCAUCUGGUGCAUUUGAAAUAUCCUUAAACAACAUUCCAUUGUGGUCCAAGUUAGACACAGGAAGGAUCCCACAGCCACCUGAGCUGUUUCAAAUAAUUGACAAUACAUUGCAGUUCUCAAAAAUGGAAUUGUCCAAUAAUAACUUUGUGCAAUAAUUAUUUCGUGUUGUAUUUUUGCAUAUUGUUUGUAAAUGGGACUGAGGUUUUUAAUAUAAAUAGGGUGAAAUAUAGAGAUUUAAAAAAAAUUCAUGUAAAAAAUAAUAGGCAAUAAAGUUCUGAUAAUUAAUUACAGAAUAUAAUUAGGUACAAUUUUAUUAUGCUUCAUAAUCCUUACACAAUUUUUAAAGCUAUACAUUGUGAGCAUGUUGUUUCUGAGGUGUAAUAUGCUAUACAUGUAUCUAUACACUCUUGACCACAAUCAUUGUAACCUGGUUUAGAACUCACAUUAUUGAUACUGCAAUAACUCUAAUAAUAGUAGCAAAUACAUACAUAAUUAGAUGGGAUUUGUUACAUUUAUCAACAUCUGCAGGUCAGCUUGAAGUGAGCAAAUAAUAAUAGUGAUUGUUUAUCUCAAGUAUAAAGCAUAAUUUUAAGCAUGUUUCACAAUUAUUGUGUCUUAUGAAUGGAUGUAUCAAUUUUAAUUUCAAUGUAAAGAAGUAUGACUAAGUCAAAUUUAUUUUGUCUUUAGAAAUUAUCCAUUCAGAAUUAAGUAUGCUGUUAGCUAUUAUUUUUACAAAAGUACCAGUUCAUUUUCAUUAAAUGAAUAAAUAAAUUAAUUUAAUGAAGGCAUUUGUUUUAAGUUCAGUUACUUUUUAUAAUUAGAUACAUAAAACCAAUUUUUCCUUAGAAUAAUAUGUUAAAGCUUUGUUUUUGCAUUGAAUAAAUUUAUUUUAACCAUAAUAGUCCAUGUCCAUCCACAAUAUUAUAAACAUCCACUAAAUUAAAUGCAUACUUCAAAUAUUGUACUAAGUAGAUGUUUGUAAUAUUUUGAUGUUUGUGACUCACUUGUUGCCUUUAGUAUAAAAAUGUGUUAUACAUAGCUUGUAUUGUGAGUAAAAAGCAUACCAAUACUGAAAAUUAAUAUGAAUUAGAAUUAUUGCUGUGUUCAUUAAGGUAUACAUAACUUUUAAACAUGUUUGUUUUGCCACUUCAAUAGGUAUGCAAUGUUUUCAUGUAUUGUUAAUAGUACAAAAUAUUCUAAUUAACUGAAGCUGUUCAAAUUGUCUUAAAUAUCAGAAAUCACUUAAUAUACUAAUUAAUAAUGUUUUUUUUUUUUAUUUAUCUAGUCAGGAUUUCAGUAAUGUUCAACAAAGAAAACAUGUUCUUACUUUGUGAAACCCUAUUUAAAUAAAAGUUUAAAUUAUAA